Molecule: messenger RNA, 342 nt
Organism: Cuscuta europaea
Lineage: Eukaryota; Viridiplantae; Streptophyta; Magnoliopsida; Solanales; Convolvulaceae
Source: the annotation of a GenBank genome assembly
GAAGAACAAGACACUUAACGAUUGACAAGAUGGUGCAGUUUCCCAAAAGCGUCUACUUGGCUCUCCUAAUCACUCUUACUACAGUUAACCUUAUGCUUCCUGAAAAUCUCUAUGUAAACGGUGAUAAAACUUGCUAUGUUGAUCCGGUAAAUACAAAUCUCCCAUGUGAAGGUGCAGUUCCGUUGGGGCAAAUUUGUAUACCCACGUGUAUUAAGCAAUUUGGACCAGGUUCAUCUGGAACAUGUUCAUGGGAUACUCCUGACAAACAUUGUCGUUGUUAUUAUGUAGCACCUACAUGCCCUUAAUUUAUCUUUACAAGCAAUUGUAAUAAUGUACUCACAU